This is a messenger RNA of Spirodela intermedia, 1919 nucleotides long. The record is from the annotation of a GenBank genome assembly. NCBI's taxonomy places the organism in Eukaryota, Viridiplantae, Streptophyta, Magnoliopsida, Alismatales, Araceae.
AUGGGCUCCGAGGCUUCGGGAGUCGUCGGUGAGCCGCCGUCGUCGCCGUUUCUCUCUCUUACUCGAGCAACCCUUCUCCGCGCGAUCUUCUUCGGCGUUCACGCUCGCUCUCGGCCGCGUAGGGCGGUCGUCGUGCCCUACCUCGCCAUUACCCCGAUCUCCAGCACGGAGAUGGUUUCUUCGACUGGCCGCCCGUGCUUAUUAUCCUCGAGAAAAUCACCCUGUAUCUGUUGAGAAUCCGCCUGUUUGAUUUCCUCAUGCCCGUUUCAGCUUGCAGCAUCCUGAUGGCCGACUCCUUCUAUCCCCCCAUUUUUCGUAGCCUUACCACCGCAAAAUUCCCUUUUCUUGAAGGUCAACGCAGGCGUUUCCUUGGUUUAGAAUCAAAGCGAAAAUCAGAGCAAGAGGUGGGUGAGGAUGGUGAGACGCUGACUAAUGGGCUCCUCAUCCUGCCCCACUGAUUGUUCUAUCCUUUCCCGCUUCCCAAUUUCCGAAUAAUUGGGAAGUCCAGGCCAUGGCUGACCGAUCCGUCCCGAGGUCGGGGUAUGUACUUGCUCUCGUUCGCGCUCCCUGACCAUUAAAAAUCCUCUGAACAAUGUAAAGCCCCUUCUUACUGUCCCGUGUUCCUUCCUCAGUAGCAGUGAACGCAUGCUUAUCGCCGUUGCUUCUUCUCUGCUGUGGUUCUGUUGACGUAAAUUCGUUGAGCAAUUCAUAUUAUGGCUGCCCAUCCUCAUCCACAUUAAAUCCGCAGGUUCGGAGUCUGCGCCAUCCAAUUCUGAUCAUGUUCUUGCCUAAUUUUGUUGAUUUUAUUGCUCUGUCUUCGUCAUGCUUGAGAUAAUCACGCAACCUCGAUCUCAGUGCUGCAUGUAGCUUACUGUGGUUCUAUCUGAUCUGAUCACCUUCUCGAUGGUGCUUCUCAUGGCGGCAGCUCCAUGGAGCUCUAGAGAGCUCUGGUGUCGAUCUUGAAGAUUAUCCACUGAAACAUUUAUUUAUUUUUUAUAAAAAAUAUAGAACUCUUUGAUUCCCUGUGGAAUUCAUAUUUACUCGCUCAUUCUUCCUUACCGACCCAUCAUCGCAGUCUCCUUGUCUGUUGUUCUUUACUGAAAAUGGUUGACUUUGGGAUGAUUAUGAUGAUACCCACCAGGUUCCCAGACAGUGGAAAAUGGCUUGAUUUGUCACCGUCGAUAAAAAAAAGAAAGGCUUUUUCACGAUCGUCGUCUCGGCGGCUGACAUCUUGUGCGACGUUGACUGCGCGCAGUGCCGAGGAACUUCAGGCUGCUGGAAGAACUCGAGAGAGGGGAGAAGGGCAUCGGCGACGGCACUGUCAGCUAUGGAAUGGACGACGGCGACGAUAUAUUCAUGAGCUCUUGGACCGGAACCAUCAUCGGCCCGCCGAACGUCCGCCCUCCCCGCCGCUGCCGCCAUGGCGCUCCCUCCCCAGACUGAAACCCGGCUCUCUUCUCUUCUUCCUGCAGACCGUUCAUGAGGGAAGGAUCUACCAGUUGAAGCUCUUCUGCGGCGACGGCUACCCAGACGACCCGCCCUCUGUGCGGUUCCAGACGCGGAUCAACAUGGCCUGCGUUGACCAGGAAACAGGAGCGGUGGGCAGCCGGAGUUUUUGGAGUUUUAGGGCUUCCUCCCCCCAGAAUCUCGGGAGGAGCUCCUUUUUCAGAGCUUGAUAUGGGUCUCCAAUGGUGCCGCAGGUCAACCCGGGACUGUUUCCUAUGCUGGCCGACUGGAAGCGGGAGUACACCAUGGAGGAGCUUCUGAUCGGCCUGAAGAGGGAGAUGUCGUCACCCCAGAACCGGAAGCUGUCGCAGCCCCCAGAAGGUGAGCACCAUCCCCACCUUCUUCCUCCUUCCUUCCUUCCCGGCGUGUUAUUCGGGCAUUCAGCCGCAGGCCAGGUGAUGAAGAAGGUCUGA